Messenger RNA from Patiria miniata (bat star), 1620 nucleotides. RefSeq names its product cholesterol 7-desaturase-like. The record is from RefSeq and is a predicted model, not a curated record. The coding region runs from base 123 to 1196 and encodes 357 amino acids. Gene Ontology annotation, molecular function: chlorophyllide a oxygenase activity; 2 iron, 2 sulfur cluster binding. The transcript is spliced from 5 exons. Gene Ontology annotation, cellular component: chloroplast. Gene Ontology annotation, biological process: chlorophyll biosynthetic process; cholesterol metabolic process. NCBI's taxonomy places the organism in Eukaryota, Metazoa, Echinodermata, Asteroidea, Valvatida, Asterinidae.
AUUAACGAUCAAAGAUAACUGAGGUGGCCACUCAAUAUAACGCUGACCUUAAAAUCAGACACUGCCGCUUAGCGAUCAGUUUAGGCGCAUACCCAUACCAUGUUUGAUAGGUUCAGUUAGAUAUGGCCGUCUCAAAAGCUGGAGUUUUAUCCUUCAUCCUGCCGGUCUUCCUGGCAGAUUUCGUCACCCGUCCUCCGAUCAUUGAAGAUUCAGCUAAGCAGCUCGCUAAUCACGUGCAGAAUGCCAACAUUUCAGCUGAGGUUGUUUCUGAGAAAAUCAACCAAGUCGUCCACAGUUCUGGCUUCAAGUUUCUUCUUGUCUACGGACUUGCUGCCGUGCUGACUUACUUUGCUGUUCAGCUGUACAAGGCGGUGACUGAGCCCUUGGCACUCUACUGCGACGAGACCAAAUAUACGUAUUUAGUGGACGGCCCAGCCGACGGCAAAUCGGCUGAGGAACGAGUGAGGGAUUUGAAGAGAUGUCGGAAGGUCGGAGACGUUCCCCCUGUCUACCCGAAUGGCUGGAUGUCUAUCCUGAUGUUGUCUGAAUUGAAGAAGAAGGAGCACAUAUUCGUUGCCGUUGCUGGUAAGAACUUGGUGGUAUUCCGAGGAGAAAGUGGGCGGCCCUACGUCGUUGACGCCUACUGUGCUCAUCUAGGCGCCAAUCUGGCCAUAGGUGGCUCAGUGCACGGUGAAUGCAUCGAAUGUCCCUUCCAUGGCUGGAGAUACCGGGGAGAAGACGGCAAGUGCGUCCAUAUUGGAUACGCGGAAAAAGGAGGGCUUUCGUUGGUCAGGCCCACUUUACCGACGUCAGCUGGGAGCCACACCCUACCGACAAGCAUGUGGCUGUACUUCAUAGGACCCUGCUUCGCCCAUUUCCACAUGGACAGUCCCCUGCUGGGUGAGCUACAAUUGGUCUUAACCGUCACUCCUGCUGGACCCAUGCGACAGAGGAUUGUGACCACUGGGUAUACCCGGAGAGGACCCAUCUCAUUCUACAUUGGCAAGAAGGCCUUGUAUGAACAGUACUACCAGAUUUGGGGUGACCUUCCGGUGUGGGCCAACAAGAAGUACGUUCGUAACCCCCCGUUUGUGAAGGAGGAUCAUCUGAUAGCGAAACAUCGCCGAUUCUUCGCCCAGUUCUACUCUGAGAACAGCCCCAAGUACGACCCGAAAGAGGAAUCUAUGGAUUGGUAAAAUUACCGUCUAAGGUUAAAAAGAGAGUACAUGUGUAUCUCAAAGCUGUCACUUUUAAUAUUUUGGCUUGGCGAUCUACGAGUAAAGGCUUAAGACUAGAAUUUACUCUUUUUGCGCUUUCUUUUUUAAUUCAUAUGCAAAGAACAUUCAUGUAAUUGCUGUAAUAAAAGGAAUUAUUUAAGUGUUGUAUUUGUCAUACGAUUUGUUAUGUUAACGUAUAAUUGCUUCAUUAUAAUGUACUACGCUUUAGAAAGCAACCACAUAAUUUAUGUUUUACAAACAAGGAUGACGAGGCGUUGAGUUAAAAUAGAUAUAUCUUUUUUAGAAUGUAAUUACUGUUUCGCUCGGAAAUCAAAACGAAUUGGUCUAGGUGAGCGUAGAUAAACAUUAAAAACGUUUGACUCAAUUUUAACGGGAAGGGGCC